UUAAUUGUUGCUGUAUUCAACAAUGGUUGCUUAAAAUAAAAAAUUAGAAGAAAGUGUAAGAAAUACAAUUUUUUUGUUCUUUUGAUCGCUACUCGUAUUGUAAUUCUGCACUAACGUCAUUCUGUAUAAAAAUACUAAAAUAUAACCAAUGCCAAAACAGUUGGACGGGAAGUGGGUAGGGGAAGAGACAAAUAUGAAUAUUUUUGGAACAAUUUCGAAAUGAGUGAAAGCGUUAAAGCAAUUGUACGUUGCCGUCCACUUAACGAAAGAGAAAUCGAUACAAAUGUUGAUAUAGUAAUUUCUGUGGAUCCAUUAGAACGACAAAUCACUCUAUCUCAUUCUAACAAUGCCCAACGUUCAUUUACAUUUGACCACGUUUUUGCCACAGACGCUACUAAUGAAGAAAUUUACAACGAAGCUGUGUCACCUUUAGUUCAAAGCGUUCUUCUUGGUUAUAAUGGUUGUGUUUUUGCAUUUGGUCAAACUUCCUGCGGAAAAACAUUUUCCAUGCAAGGAGUACAAAAGCCAGCUUCUCAAAGAGGUGUUAUGCCACGUGCUUUUCAACAGAUAUUCGAAUGCAUUCAAACAACCGAUGUCACUUAUUAUCUUGUUCGAGCAUCUUAUUUAGAAAUAUAUAAUGAAGAAAUUCGUGAUUUGUUACAAAAACAAAACCACCAUAAGCUUGAAGUGAAAGAACAUCCGGAAAAAGGAGUAUACGUAAAAGACUUAACAAACAUCGAGGUGACUUGCAUUGAAGAUAUGGAAGAAGUACUUGAAAUAGGUAGCUGGAAUCGUGUUUUAGGGUCAACAGCGCAAAAUCCAGAUUCAUCUCGAUCACACUGCAUAUUUACUGUUGAGUUUGAAAUUUCUUUCUUUAGUGAUCAAGACCAUCAAGAACAUUUUAGAUCAGGUCGAUUAAAUUUGGUUGAUUUGGCGGGAAGCGAGCGUCAACGCCAUUCCAAAUCAGAAGGAGAUCGUUUUCGUGAGGCUACCAAAAUUAACUUAUCUUUGAGUGCGUUAGGUAAUGUUAUAUCAGCCCUUGUAAACGAGAAAUCAAAGCACAUACCUUAUCGAGCAUCAAAACUGACGCGUUUACUACAAGAUUCCCUUGGAGGUAACUCACGUACCCUUAUGAUUGCCUGUGUUAGCCCUGGUGCUAACAAUUACGGUGAAACAUUAAGUACUCUUCGUUACGCUAAUCGAGCAAAAAAUAUUAAAAACAGGCCUCGAAUUAAUGAAGAUCCUAAGGAUAGCAUGAUUAAACAAUAUCAAAAAGAAAUAAAAGUUUUACGUCACUUAUUAUCUAACCAAAUUAAAAUAUCCGGUGAAACCCCUCUGCUACCCCCUCCUAUUUCUUUUGAAAUAAUUGAGGACAAAAAACCAAAUCGCACAGCAGUUGUUAUAACUAAACAAGAGAGAUUAGCUUAUGAGCAACAAAUCUCAGGACUUCAACAUAAGUUUGAUUAUGAACAUACUUCGCGUGAAAAGUUCGAAACAUCUUUAAAAUCUACGAAAGCUGAUUUUGAAAAUUACCGGCUAAAAAACGAAUACAAGAUCCAUAAGCUUAAAAUAGAAUAUCAACUAAAAAUAAAGAAAUUAGAAAAACUGCUACAACUAACAAAAGACGAUGCAAGUGAUGAAUCAGCUUACGUAUCCAACGACAGCGACGAAACGGAAAACAUUUGCCCAUACUUUAGUUAUAAAAAAGACAAAAGCACUUUACUUAGUCCUGUUACUGAAAACUCUCACUUAUGGAGUUAUCAAUGGUUAAAAUGUUACUGUGAUUCUAACGGCAAGACUAUGAGUAAAAACGUUUUUUUAACUUCACAGUCAAACAAUCAAUUUCACUGCAUAUGCAGUGAACAAAUUAAAAAAAAUUUAACGAAUGAAAAAGAAAGUCAAACUUGUCAGAUUUGCAUUAGAAGGUUAAAGUUAAGCAGCAUUGAUUUCAAUAAUAUUGACUAUAACAACAUAGAUUACAGCGAUUCUGUCAGUUUAGUGACUUCUCAACCUAGUUCUAUAGAUGAAGAUUUUCACAGAAAAGAGCUUGAACAGAAACCACGACUUCGUAACGGGAUUUGCUGUUUCAUACCAGGAAUUUCCUUUUUUGGCGAAGCAAAUUAACAGAAUAUAAACUAAAUUUUACAACAACAGUUUCAGAAUAAUUAUAAUAUUAAAAAUUUAAAAAAGUUUAAUGUUUUA
Molecule: messenger RNA, 2202 nt
Organism: Hydra vulgaris (swiftwater hydra)
Lineage: Eukaryota; Metazoa; Cnidaria; Hydrozoa; Anthoathecata; Hydridae
Product: kinesin-like protein KIF17
Biological process (GO): spindle elongation; microtubule-based movement; mitotic spindle organization
Cellular component (GO): microtubule associated complex
Molecular function (GO): microtubule binding; microtubule motor activity; ATP binding
Source: RefSeq, a predicted model, not a curated record